UCCCGCAGGCCGUCCGCAGCCCGGCGCCCCGUUCGGCGACGCCCCGGCGCCCGGCCGGCCCUCAGGGAGGCGGACCCCGCGGCACGCACCUCGCCCGCGGUCGGGCUGGACUGGGCGGUGUCAGCGGAGGCCCUCGCUAGGCGCGUCCGCCGCGCGAGACCCGGGCAGCUGCGGCGCCGACGAGAGCGGCAGCGGGGACGUCCGCCAUGGAGACCCGCUACAACCUGAAGAGCCCGGCCGUUAAGCGAUUGAUGAAAGAAGCUGCAGAAUUGAAAGAUCCAACAGAUCAUUACCACGCUCAGCCUCUGGAGGAUAACCUUUUUGAAUGGCACUUCACAGUUAGAGGGCCCCCAGAUUCCGAUUUUGAUGGAGGAGUUUACCAUGGACGCAUAGUACUGCCACCAGAGUACCCCAUGAAACCACCAAGCAUUAUCCUGCUAACAGCUAAUGGACGAUUUGAAGUAGGCAAGAAGAUCUGUUUAAGCAUCUCAGGACAUCAUCCUGAAACCUGGCAGCCUUCAUGGAGCAUAAGGACAGCCUUGCUGGCCAUCAUCGGGUUUAUGCCGACUAAAGGAGAGGGGGCCAUAGGUUCUCUAGAUUACACACCCGAGGAGAGAAGAGCGCUUGCCAAAAAAUCGCAAGAUUUCUGUUGUGAAGGCUGUGGCUCUGCCAUGAAGGAUGUCCUGUUGCCAUUAAAAUCUGGAAGUGGUUCAAGCCAGGCUGACCAAGAAGCCAAAGAACUGGCCAGGCAGAUUAGUUUUAAGGCCGAAGUCAAUUCAUCUGGAAAGACUAUCGCUGAAUCAGACUUAAACCAGUGUUUCUCACUAAAUGACUCACAAGACGAUUUACCUACAACAUUCCAGGGUGCUACAGCAAGCACAUCGUAUGGCGCCCAGAAUCCAUCAGGAGCACCCUUGCCACAACCUACCCAGCCAGCUCCUAAGAAUACCUCCAUGAGCCCUCGGCAGCGCAGAGCCCAGCAACAGAGUCAGAGAAGGCCAUCCACUUCCCCCGAUGUGCUCCAAGGCCAGCCACCAAGAGCCCACCACACAGAGCACGGCGGGUCCGCCAUGCUGAUCAUCAUCCUGACUUUAGCAUUGGCGGCUCUUAUAUUCCGACGAAUAUAUCUGGCCAAUGAGUACAUAUUUGACUUUGAGUUAUAAUGCUGGUUUGUGACUUAAGAGCUGUGACUCAGUUGCUUCAUUAAACAUUCUGCAUUGGGUAUAACCUAAGGAUUGUUUACAAAAAGAUUAUUUUGUAUUUACCCUCCAUUACUUUUUUAUUGUUAUAAAUUCAUUUGCUAUAAGUAGACAUUCAGGCUGUGGUCCAAAAGUUUGUCCUGCCUAGGUUAUGGACUGGAAGCCAUAGUUCCUUGUCUUACUGUUUAAUCUACGUCACAAACAAGUAACUUAUUGUGGUUGCUCACAGCCAAGCUGCUUUUCUAUGUAGUCCUUUGCAUUUUCAGAUAAAAGAAGGUGUUUCCACAUUGGAGUAUUACUGGGUACUCAGUCUCCCUUGCUGAGUACUGUCUUUAGUUAUAUAGACCAAGAGGGAUGAAGGAUGGGGGAGGGGCACUGCUCACUAGCUUCUUGAGAAGUGUCAUUUAUAGUAGAGACAGGGGAGUGCCCACUCUGUGAACUUUGUAUUUGAAACUUUGUGUGGUGAGAAUAAUUUUAUUUUAGACAUUCAUGAAGAUCUUUGUUAUAUUUUUGUUUUUGGAUAUUACUUGAAGAGGAAAGACUUUGUAGCCACUUUGGUAUGCACCAUCUCCAAUAUGCACACAAAUGAAAAGAAAGCGGGCUUUCAUAACCUGUCUCAAGGAAGGAAGGGUCCAAGCCAGAAGUUGUUUUAUUUUUCUUUUACAAGUAGGUAAGGAGAUCUUAAAGUUUGAGUCUUUACUUUCAUUUGUACAUGGUUUGAAUUAUAUGCCCAGCUCAUAAUCACUAUAGCUUUUCAUUAUUCCAGAAAUAUGCUUAGUAUUCAGAUUUUAAUAGAAAAACUCAGGGCCCAAAUAACAGUGAUAGAUUAACCACAACAAACCUUUACUUAGAAUUGUUCACUAGUCAAGGCCUAAGAAAAAUUUCAUGAAAAGUCUAUCUUUGCCUUGGCGCCAGCAAGUCCCCCCAUGCUGACGCGUGUAGCUCUGUCAUCUCAGUGACUAGUGAGACUGCUUAGGACAACGUCGUCGUCAGCAUGCUCCCUCAGCAACCUUGAGGGCACUGUCGAGGGCCCCACAUUGCCCAUUUGACUGGAAAAUAUAGGCAGUCCCCAGCUUUUAAAUAUAUCAUGCUCUCAAAGCCCAUUUAGAAGUUUUUGUUUUGUUUUUGUUUUUAAGGACAACUGAAUAUAAAUGGUGUUUGGGUUCUAGCUCAGUCCACAACGGUCAGUUCAUAUGUCUUUUAAGUAUAUGUGGGAGGGGAGUUGUAAAGUCCUCAUGGUGUUUUAACUAAAUAUAAUUAUGGGCAAGAAAAAAACAGCUCACAAAAUCAUUCUAAAGGUGAGCUUAAUUUUCACUCCUGUCAUGUGAUGUUGUGGUCUGUUACCACUGAAGAUAAUUUUCAUUUGUAUUUGGUAGUCAGGUUUUGUUGUUACUGUUGUUAUCCCAACACCUAAAGUUUUAAAAGGCACUGAGUGCUAGACGAUAAUCUCCCAGUUUAAUAGAGUAGAUUUUAUAGUUAUUUAAGGAUUGUUUAUUGAUGAGGUUGGUAAAAUCUAGAAAGGCCAAGGACUUUGUGAAGACUUCAUGUAAGGAAGACUAUAGGUUACCAUUUUAAAAAUAAUGUUCUUGCUUUGAAAAAGUAUAUUUUGAGGUCUUAGUUUAUAAUAUGAGAAACUUGGGGUCCAUGAUCUAGUAAGAAGUCAGUAAGCCAAUGGGAAGCCUGGGUGGCCUUCCCACUUAGGAGAAGAACCCUGAUGGUGUGCCCCAGGCCGAGAUGGCUUGUGUGCUAGAGCAGUCCUCCCCAAGUCAGGCCCGGCUAGCCUUGGGGCUCUGCCAUCUUGCUGUGUCCACAUGGACCCCUGUGCCAGGUGGCGAGGGUUGUUCCAAGAUCUUAUCCACCCCCUCACUUUUGCUAACUGGCUACCUCCUUACGUGUGUUGGUAUUUUUUAGCACCUGAUACACAUAUCAAAGUGGUACAUUUUGCUUUUACCCCUGAUAUGCUAUUUAAAAAUUGUCCUCCAACCCCCACCUUGGAGCUAGUGAGCUCCUAGAAAGGGCCUCUGUUGUCAGAGCCUCAGGUUAACUCCCUAGAUCCAGUAUAAGGCACAAACCAGGGAGAAACUGGUAGGUAGUCUUCAAUCCUUGUUUCCCCAGUUCUCAGAGUUCAGAACUCAAGGCUUCUUCACUGAUCAGCAUAGCACAUGAGUACACAUCAAAUUAGUUCAAAUAGCAUGCUUGAAAAAAAUCUGCCUGUUUUGCUUGUAGCAGUCUGGCCCAUGAGCCAACCGAACCUUCUGUACGUGGGUGGGGCUUUGAUGUAGCACUUUACAUUUCCCUGCUGCUGCUGUUGUUUAUUCUACUGAAAUAAAUGCUUUCACCAAGCUGCUUGGUGAAUUUAAAAACUAAGUUA
Molecule: messenger RNA, 3570 nt
Organism: Mus musculus (house mouse)
Lineage: Eukaryota; Metazoa; Chordata; Mammalia; Rodentia; Muridae
Gene: Ube2j1
Product: ubiquitin-conjugating enzyme E2J 1
Exons: 8
Coding region: 207-1163 (318 amino acids)
Biological process (GO): protein N-linked glycosylation; protein ubiquitination; ERAD pathway
Cellular component (GO): Hrd1p ubiquitin ligase complex; endoplasmic reticulum membrane
Molecular function (GO): ubiquitin conjugating enzyme activity; ubiquitin protein ligase binding
Source: RefSeq, marked validated